AAAGCUGCUGUAACAAGUGUAUAACCCAUCAGAUGGCGAAACCCACCAUCCCUCAGAUGUCGGAAGGAUACCUUACAUGUUUGGAUAAUGGACGUGUUUAUAGAGAUGGUGAGACGUUUGCUUCCACAACCACAAGCCUCCAGCCUCAACAACCCAGUCAGUGUGUUCAAUGUGUCUGUCAGGAAGGAAGAAUAUUAUGUCGUCUUAAGACGUGUAAAUUAACGACCUGUUCAAAAACUAUAUCAACCCCUGAUGAUUGCUGCCAAGCUUGUCAAGAAGCUGAGAACGUUAAUAACAAAGAUGUCAAUAGCCAGGAACACGUGCUCGUUACGUUCACGAUAACAGAUGAAAGUAUAAAAGGGCGGAACUCUACUAACGAUUGUUUAUCUGGAGGUCAGAUUUACUCUCAGGGUGCUACGUGGCACCCUGUGAUUGGACCGCUUGGACAGAUGGAAUGUGUUAUAUGCAAGUGUCAGCUAGGAAAAGUUGAAUGCAGUCGUCUAAGCUGUAAAGAAACAAAAUCCUGCAGUGAAUUAAAGCAAAUACCCGGGAGGUGUUGUCCAGUGUGUAUCAGUGAAGAAAUUUCUGAAGAUGCUACCAAUUCCAAGGAAAUUCCACAACAAAACCCUCUUCCCAAUGAGACGCGAGAGAAACUAUGUAUUCCAAAAAAAAGAGACGCCUUAGUGUACAGGAGCCAAGCAUCCCAUCGACUCAGCGGAUAUUAUCAAUACGCUUUUCAAACACAGAAUGACCACGGGACUAUUCGAUUGUUAUCUUGGACGGUUAAAGCCGAGAAAAUGGCAGACUUUUCUAAACAGCACCUUUCAACAAAAGAGUUCGGCGUUUUGAGAACCACGUUUAGAUUCACUUUGCUUGGAGCUACUAAGACAAAGCUGAUGGAUAGAUUCAUUAAGAGAUCAAAAAGUCUGGCAGACCAUUGUGUCAGCGGUUGUCACAGAAAGAUCUCCAGGUUAGAAACAGUUCUCCGUCUCAAAGAAAUUUCCCGAAGAUCUCAUUGCUCUAAAAGGGAAAAAGUGUUUGGAAAGUAGAUUUCACCGCACAUCAUUACUGUUAACAUUUAAAUAAAGUGUUAGCAGUAAUUACAAGUGAUUAUUUUUACGGAGGAAUUGCCAAGGUGUUAAGAGGAGGGUGAGCAUAAUCUUAACGGAAACAGGUUGUUAGUUUACUGGAAUGUUGAUUAAACUCACCAUCCCCUGGGCGCUUCUUUUCGUAAAAGAAACACGUAUCAGUAGUCACUGUUCAUCAUUCACAACUGUCGGAGAAGUGAAACUUGAAUACCAAAAUGAGUCGGUUUAAGUUAACUUUACAAAACUGUCUUAAGCUUCGGUAAGUCACCCAUAUCUCGCAGCUACGAGUGUAUUUUUACAAAAUUCCAUACAAAAAAAAGAAUCACAUACCAGUAGGUGGC
Messenger RNA from Limulus polyphemus (Atlantic horseshoe crab), 1429 nucleotides. RefSeq names its product chordin-like protein 1. The transcript has 9 exons. The coding region runs from base 33 to 1049 and encodes 338 amino acids. NCBI's taxonomy places the organism in Eukaryota, Metazoa, Arthropoda, Merostomata, Xiphosura, Limulidae. The record is from RefSeq and is a predicted model, not a curated record. Gene Ontology annotation, molecular function: protein binding.